ACUGGUAUAAGGUUUGGCAAAUAUAUUUGUCACAGUUUUGUAAAAGUGAACUAUGUGUCGAUUUUAGAGGGAUCUAUAUGGUAAACAAAGGAAGUGGAUAUGUUGGUCAUUGUCUCUUAAUAUGAGGAUUAACUCGGGACCCCAACACACACCAAACAGAUUGUUAAAUACCGGAGAGUCAAUGGGAGUUUACGUAUCGAUCGAAAAGUUUUCAUUGAAAAUUAAUUUCGUUUUGAAUGAGCAAGAAUGCAUUCUUCUGUAAAGGAAGAUAAUUUUAUGUUGUUGAUCCAAGCUCUUCGAUUCACGAACAAGGGACUUAAACAAUACGUUGACAUUUGUCUGGAGGAUAUUUAUCGUGGGAUCAUUCGAAAUGUGUCCAAAGUUGUUCCAACCUGCAACACUUAUUGCAACAAUCUACCUGGAAAUCAAUGGUGUGGAUAUUGCGAGAAAUGGAAGAUAGAAAUAGAAAGUUAUGUUCGGCUUUCGCCGUUCAAGAACAAAAUAAGAUGGCAAGACAUUGACUUUGGAAAGUUAACAGGACCGGACGGAGAUCUGGCAAAAACUGAGUUAUUUUCUAUCUACGUCAAACGACAUCCAAAUACACCGGUAGAGUUUGAUAUUCAAGCAAUUUUAUCAUUGUUUCAGAACUGUGUUUAUUUUGACAUCGGAAAAAACAAGACUGUUCUUGAAUCUGUUCGCAACAUUAGGAAUAAACAUUUUGCCCACACGAUAAAUUUUGAAAUCACUAACAAGAACCUGAAAGAUUCAAUUGAUAAACUGAUUCUUUUGUUUCAACAUCCAUCAAUGCUGAAUCAUGGAAAUUCAAAGUCCAUCAUUUCCAUGUUAAAGAAACUGGGAAAAAAGAAUAUGGAAUUGGUUGAGACAAGUACGCACGAAGUCUGUAGACAGGUCUUUAAACUCCGAAACGAUUCUGCCACAGCACAAAACAAAAUAGACACCUAUUUAUUGCCACAGUCCACAAGAACAGGUGCCAUCAGAUCGAUAUGGGGACAGUGUCAUUACAUUCCCGUUUUCUUCAUCUUUCUCACAUCCUUCAUUACGGCAUAUUGGUUAAAGUUCGAGGCAGACACUAACACGAAAGAUUAUUGGUACUCUAUAAUGACCAGAGGUUCUCCUCAUGAACUCUAUAAUCCAAAGGGUUGCAAAAUCACUGAAUAUGAAUAUCCAUAUGCUGUUGACAUCGACUUUGAAUUCUAUCGUUCUACACAUGACAUGCUAGUCGGUCGAAAAUGGCUGCUUUACGAAUUGGAAAAUAUAAUGAGUUCUUCCCCUAGAGGUGUAAUGUUUAUAGCAGAAAUGGGAUAUGGAAAAUCUGCAUUAAUGUAUCAUCUCGCAUGCCAGGACGAUCAACGACAAGCAGGUUAUCCAAUAUACGAAAAUAUAUCCGUUUUCCAUAUUUGUACUUUUGAAUCGCAAAAGACAUUGCUUCCAGGAUUAUUUGUCAAAAAUAUGGCGGAGGGAUUUGCGAAGUACAUACCGAAAUUUAAACAGUAUUUGGAGCAACAUCGAAGGGUUAAAGAUUAUUUUGAAGGUGGAAAAUGUCUUGAGAAUGCAGAAGGAUGUCUUGAUUUUCUAGUUAUCAAGACACUUCAUCAACUCAAAAAUGAAUCAAAAACUCAUAUUGUCGUCAUAGAUGCUCUGGAUGAGUGCAUAGAAUAUGAUAAUAGAUUCAAUAUUGUAAGCCUACUUCUUAGACGAAUUACAACAUUUCCCAAAUAUAUCAAAUUUCUAACCUCCUCCCGUAAUAUUUCACGCAUAUCUCCACUAAACCGACAUUUAACUGUGUUUGAACAAAAAGCAGAUAAUGAUAAAAAUAUCAAGGACAUCGAUCUCUUUGUUACGGAGAAACUGCAGAAUGCUCAACUGAAGGAGAUCAGUAAUUUCAAAUCUUUAUUCAAACGUUCGGACGUGGACGAGAUCAGGAACAAAGCUGUGAAAUAUGGAAAAGGAAAUAUGCUUUUCGUAUUGCAUGCAUUGAAAUUGUGGAUUGACACUGAGCAGUUGUCUUUAGAUACCAUUCCUAAUACACUUGAAUCAUUAUUUUAUGAUGAAUUUCUUAGAAUAUUUGGAAACGAUGACUCUAAGUUUGGCAGUACAAGAAAAAUCUUAGAAAUAUUGUGCGCAAGCACUGAACCGCUGUCUGAGGACGAAAUUUUCGAAAUUGCCAACAUCCCUGAGGCUGAUCAGAUUAACAUGAUUAGGUUGAUAGGGAAUGAAUUAAGCCAUUUCAUCAGACUAGUUCGCGGGAAAGUACUAAUCCUACAUAGGUCGCUCUCGAAAUUUCUAACAAAUAACGAAAGGAGAAGAGAACAGUUCUAUAUAUCAAAACGAAACGGUUGUACCCAUUUGUCUUACUAUUUCCUAAGAAGUGUGAAUUCUAAACGGAGUUGCAAUGAUACUGAUAUUUUACAGUUAACAGAAUAUGUAUCUUGCUCGAAAAAACAAGAAUUGAAAGAUCUGUACCUAAAAUAUGGGAAACUAUUCUAUUCUAGUAUUCACUACAAGACAAAUUUCACGCAUCCUACAACGUCCCUUCUUCACCGAGCUGCACUAAAAUUAUAUUCUUACUGCAGUAUGUCUCUUUUUCUGGAUCUGUACUUAAAAUUACCGUCUGCACAUGUUGAUGAAAAUGACGAUGGAAAUAUCACUGCUUUGUACGUUGCUGCGGCCUAUGAUAAUCACGAAGGACUUGAGGCUCUUUUGAAAUAUGGAGGCAACGUGAAUUUUACCAGGUUAGGACCCAGAAUAAUAAAUAGUUCUUUUCAUGACAUGGUUGAAUUCAGCAAAAAUUCUACCCAGUGGGAGUACAAUCUGUUGAAUAUUGCAUCUCAAAAUGGACAUCUCAAUGUAGUUCACAUUCUUCUCCGAAAUAAGGUUGAUAUGAAACAUAAAAUUUCCUGUGGACUCGAUUCUUUCCAACUGGCUUCCGAAUUUGGACAAACUUCGGUUGUGAAAUACUUUCUCAUGUAUUACAUGAGUACAUUUCAUAACAGUUUAAAUUUCUCUCUUUAUCUGGCCUCUAAAAACGGACAUGAAGAUAUCGUAUCAUUAUUAUUGUAUCAUGGAGCUGUUGAUGUAUGUCUUCCAUGUACAGGGAACAUGUAUUGGACAGAGUUUCAUCAAACUCGUUUACAAGUUAUUGACAACGAUGUUGGUUUUCAGCAGUUUAACUACAUUUUUGAGGAUGACAGACGAAGGAUACGAUGCGAGACAGCGAUAGAAAUGACAACUCAAAAUGGAUACACUGAAGUUGUAAAGCUUUUAAUAGCUCACUCCAAUUAUAGUCUACUCUGUAGAGAAUCUGGUGGUAGAACGCCUCUUUUGACAGCAGCUAGGUUUGAUCAAACAGAAAUCUUGGAGUUCUUUAUGUCUCUCAACAUGUCUUUUGCUCAGCACUGUGUUUCUGGUUAUCAGAAUAAGGAUGAAUUUGAACUUAGCAAGACGGAGGAAUUCGAAUAUGAUAAAAACAUAUGUUUGAAUAACAUGUCAGUGUUUCACCUCAUCGCUGAGUAUGGAAGUUCGAAAACCCUAUUUAUGCUGUAUGAUAAUUUCAAAAACGCUUUCUGGACAGCGCGUGAUAUCUUUGGAGCAACACCUUUACACUAUCUAGCUUGUCAAGGAAGAGUUGAAUUGAUCAAUCAUUUUGAACGCAAUUACCAUGUCAAAUCCUACAAUGGUUCUACCCUAUUACACUCAGCAGCCAUAUGUAAGCAAUAUCCUUUUCUUGAUUUCCUUCUCACCCGAAUACCUCAAUCUCCUUUAGAUCAUAGGAAACAAGGCGUUGUUCAUUACCUUGCUCAGAGUGAAAGUUUUAAGUAUGAAAGUGUACAAUCCGUCAUUGACCACAACCAACCUUCAAGGAAAACAAUUUUGCGAAGAAUAAAACAAGAACUAUUCUUCAGAGAUGCAAUGAAGAGAACUCCGCUUCACUACGCGGCUAUUCAUGGAAAUAUCAAUUUUCUUCUGCUUUGUUUUGAACUCGAUCGGAGUCACAACAUUUGGAACGAUCUGUUUGAGCUUCGUGACAUCAACAAUGAGACAGUAUUGGAUUUGUUGUUUAAAAAUUUACCGCCAUACGAUAGUUUUCCAACAUCAAUUUCCACACGUUCAAAUUCCUUUGUUUUAAACCCACAUCAACAAUUUAUUUCUUUAAUUCUCGAUAAAUCCUUUUCAAGAAAUAUGAUAGAAAGGAAACUUCCGGUAUUCUGUGAGUACAGUGUACGACGUGGAUAUCCUCGAAUCCUUGAAAGACUUUUGAUAAAAUACCAGGAACAUGGUUAUCAUAUUAUCCAUUUUUAUAAAUGCAUAUCAAAAUGUUUUCAUAUAAUCCCUACCCUGGAUUAUAUAGAUCCAGCGUAUUUUGGUCUUAUCCCCUUAUCGUCUUUACUGGAAUGUAAUUGCAACAGUUCACAAGCGUUUACAUUUCAUAAGUUGAUGGAAGACCGCAAGAGAUCGUUUAGAAUGUAUUUAAAAACAGUAGUGAAUUUUAAGAUGAACUGUAGUUCUAUGGAUUUUUGCUAUGAUGACGAAGGAUAUAACCCUUUACAUAGGGCUGUUAUAGGCGGAAAUUAUGAUGCUUUCGAACUUUUAAUAAACAAUGGAAUGUCUGUGAAUGUCAGAAGUAAAGACGGAAGGGACGUUCUACAGCUAUUGAUUGCACACGCACCAUGCAUUCCAGACAAUUACGAUGUGCUGAAAAAAUGUCUUUAAA
This is a messenger RNA of Ostrea edulis (European flat oyster), 4732 nucleotides long. RefSeq lists its product as uncharacterized. Gene Ontology annotation, molecular function: protein binding. The transcript has 3 exons. The coding region runs from base 247 to 4731 and encodes 1494 amino acids. Lineage: Eukaryota; Metazoa; Mollusca; Bivalvia; Ostreida; Ostreidae. The record is from RefSeq and is a predicted model, not a curated record.